CCUCCUGCAGCGGCGCCGCCGCCGCCGCCGCCGCCUUUCUGAGGAGUUUUGCGCUCACCUCAGAGUCGCCGCCGUCGCCUUCCUCGUCCUCUUCUUCCUCCUCCCCCUGCAAUGGAGCCGGCAGGAGCAGGCGCCGGGCCAGCAGCCGUAGGAGCCGCUGCGCUCUUUCUGGCGGGGAACGAGCGGCAGUGCUACUCCGAGCUCUUCUCGCUUUGCGGUGGUGGCGGCGGCGGCGGCGGCGGCGGCCAAGCUGCGCCCGAGGCGGGAGCGACAGGUCCAGCCCCCGCCGCUGGAGGGAGCAAAGUGGCGGAGUUGUUCCGGGCGUCGCAGCUCCCCGCGGAGACGCUGCAUCAGAUUACAGAACUGUGUGGUGCUAAACGUGUUGGUUAUUUUGGUCGUGCUCAGUUUUAUGCUGCACUGAAGCUAAUUGCUGCUGCACAGUCUGGUCUCCCAGUACAAACAGAAAGCAUUCAGAAUGAAUUGCCCUUGCCUCGAUUUGUUGCUCUGAAAACUGAUAGUGAAAUAAGAUACACUCAUCCAGCAGAAGCACAUGGACCUAAAUGUCAGAUUCCACAUGCAGCACUUGAAAAAAAUUGCUUCAGAAGAUUGGAUGAAGGAGAGAAACAGCAAGAAGCAAAGUCUCCACCCAUGUCUCCCAUUGACUCACCCCCAGCUUCUCCAUCAAGCUACCAGAGGAUUCCCUUGACUUAUGGGUAUGGUAUAUUGAGAAGUGGGCUUGAGCAGCAGCAUGGAGGUUCCUAUGAAGCUAGACUUUCUACUCACCAGCAAGAUCGACAAACAUCAGGAAACUAUGGAUCCAAAUUAGUUCCUGCACAUUCCUCUCUCAUUCGGUCUUUUUCAGUAGAGAGAGAGCCACAGGACAGCAGUAGUAAUUACCCUGAUGACCCCUGGAGGAUAACUGAAGAACAACGAGAAUAUUACAUCAACCAAUUCAAGUUCCUACAACCUGAUCUGAACUCUUUCAUUUCAGGUUCUGUGGCUAAGAACUUCUUCACAAAAUCUAAGCUGCCUAUCCCUGAGCUUUCACACAUAUGGGAACUUAGUGACGUAGACUGUGAUGGAGCGUUGACAUUGCCAGAGUUCUGUGCUGCCUUUCACCUUGUCGUUGCUCGGAAAAAUGGUUAUCUCUUGCCAGAUACCUUGCCAGAGACUCUAUUACCUGACUGUCUUCAAACAGCUUCCCUUAAGCCUAAAAGUGAUCGCAUGUUGAAUUCUUAUUCAGAACCAUUGUCAGUAAGUCAACAAGCAAGAGACUUCAAUAGGAUUGAGCUUGAAACUGUCUGUGAGGAUCCAAACAACUCAGAGCCAUUAAUUCUCUUUGAGGCAACUUCUGUUGAGCCAGAGACUUCACUUGAAGAGAUGCCUGAUAAAGCUGCCCUGACACAGGACACAAGUAAUGAUGACAAACAAGGUCUGAAAGUUAGCGCAUCUGCCCAAGCAAUACCAAAGGAAUUUAAAGCAUCUCAGCACUUGGCUGUCAAAACAGUUGCUCAGGAGUCGAACACACUCAAAGCAAGACCGAGAUCCAGGUCUUAUUCCAGCACGUCUAUUGAAGAUGCAAUGAAAAAAGGGGGAGAACCACCAACUCCCCCACCCAGGCCACAGAAAUCGCAUUCCAGAGCAUCCUCCUUAGAUCUAAAUAAAAUCUUCCAGCAAAACACACAAGCACUAAGGGCAGGCUGGCUUCCACCACCACCACCACCACCACCUGCUCUACCUCCUAGGCCUUUUGUAUCCCAGGUUUCUCAUCCUAUCACAAAUGCCGAACAAAGUGCUCAAGUCAAAUCAAGCUACGUGGACUUCAGACUUCAAGAACAGGUGGAACAAGAAUCUGAGAUUGAAUUACCUUUGCCAAUGAACAGAGCCUCAUCACAGCUGGAAGAAAACAGCCCAACGAAAAAAGAGGUUUCACUUACUCAGCCACCAUCAAAACCAAUUCGCAGGAAAUUCCGGCCUGAAAGCCAGAUGCUGGAGAACCAGGAACUUUCUCCCACUAAAAGUGUAGCUUCUUCCUUGCCUUCUAUCAAGUCCCACCAUUCAAUCCCAAAACAGUCUUCAAAGCAGAAGAAAGCGAUUCAGACUGCUAUUCGUAAAAACAAAGAAGCCAAUGCAGUGCUCGCUCGGUUGAAUAGUGAACUCCAGCAACAGCUAAAGGAAGUUCACGAAGAACGAACUACGCUGGAAACACAGUUGGAGCAGCUCCGACCUGUAACUGUUUUAUGACAUUCUGUAACAGAAUGUUUGUUCCAAGAACCUUUAGAUUUUAUCCGCACAACGUAUUGGCAUAAACUUUUUUCACUAAGGCAACAUCAUUUGGAAAAAGUGACUGCCAGAUUUCUUUUGCAUUUCUUGCACCAGUUUACCUUGCAGGUGAAGAAGGUACACAAUCUGAAUGUCAAACCAUAUGCCUAGAAAGCCGAACUUGUUUCUCCACUGAUUCUUCAGGAAUGCCUUAGUCAAAUUCCAUCUCUCUCUUAUUAUUAAGACCUUAUUUAUUCCCAGAAUUCUUGAUUUAUUGCGAAAGGGGAUGGGGAAUUUACUUCCAGUAAAUUUGUUUAUAUUUCACUUCACACUAGAUUCCUUAGAUAUCUGUGGAUGUUCAAGGUCCCUAGUUUUAGAAUAAAUGAAAGUAGCAUCUACAAAACUUUGUACUUGUCAUGAAUAUUAAUUGACAAUAUUUUUUUCAAUCCUCUUUGUGUUUACUAGUCACCUCUAGAUGUAAAGCACAGUCCUUUGCUGUGUUGAUGCAAUAUACGCACACAUCUCCUUCUACAACCUACCACUGGAAAUUGAUCCCCUGCCUGUUUCUCAAGCCUUCAUCCCAGCCCCUCUUCAGUAGUUGCCUCUGGUCCAGGGUUGGCCCUACCAUUAGGCAGAGUGAGGCAGCCACCUCAGGUAGCACAUGCUAUGGUGCUGGGAAUUAAUGGUGACAAGAUGUUGGAGGAUAGUGGUGUGUGUGCCAUGUGGCCUGCCUUGUGCCCCCUAUGCUAGUUUGGGGUUGCCCUGGGGUUGAAGGAGUGGAGCACUGUGGGCCUGUAGCUUCUGGUAGAAGCCUUGCAACUUCUCCAGCCAGUUACAGCAGCUUUGAUGAAUGUUGUACUGCCCUCAAGCCACGUGAUAGUGUGGACCAUUUAACUGUCUGAAGUUUCAAUUCAUGGAGUUUCAUGGGGGUUGUCUGCCUGCACUGACAUGUGAAUGCCUUUUUACUCGUAUUCAAUGGUUCUCCAUGCUACUGCAGCAUGAAAUCCACAUGACUUGGAGUGGGCAAAUGCAAGGAUUGUGUCACAGACCGUUUCUACGCCUGCCUUUUUCCCCAUGAUUGUACAGGGAUGAUCCCUGUGCAUCCAAAUGACACACAGGGGUCCCGGGAGCAGGCAGGGACGAUCCCUCCAUUUUCCUGGGAUAAUCCUUAGGUGUAGUAACGGCCACAGUUGAUACAGGGCAUCCUCAUUCACCACCACUAUAUGUUAUGCAGUCAUGGUGCUGGUGCAGUGGUAGGUUGUGUCAGCACAAUAGGGUUUGUGGAUUGUCUCUGAUGUCAAUUCUGAUUACAGGUUUUGUAUUUUACUGCUUAUAUACUAUCAAGUGAUGAAAAGAUUAAAUCCAAAAUUUAGAGAUUCAUUGUGUUUGGUAUUUAGAUGUUUUUACUUCUGUUCUCAGUGGGCAGUAUUCAUAGGCUAAAUAUAUGUGUCUUGGUAAAAUCUGACUGACUUGCUUUAUAUGUAAAAUUGUAUUGCUUUAUAUUGAAGUUAUCACAGAAGUAUAACUUCUUUUCAUUCAGUAUCACAGAUAACUUCUUUUCCUUUUCAUUUGGGAUUAAUAGAUAUUUCUUCAUUAAUGUGAUGGUUGUCUUCGUCGUCUGUCCUGUUCCAUUUAACCGAAAGAUAGUCCCAUUUAGCCCAGUAAGACUACUUUGGAGUAUGCAUCGCUUGGUUUGGCUUGCAUCCAAAUAUAUAGUACGCCUUGAUUUGCAUUCUGAGAUUUCAGUGACAAUGUGAAACUCAUAUUUGGGCAAAGGGGGAAGUAGGAAAAGCUUUUUUUUUACCAUGAAUCACAUUUAUAUAAUUUGGCUUUUUCCUUAAGUAUUUGUGUUUCUUACACAUCACCUAAAACAUACCUUCCAUGUUGCAUUAUCUUCAAGAUAUGUUGAUGGCUCCUGGCUUGGAUCACUUUGGAAGGGGGCUACCAGUUAUUGGGGGCAGUGGGGACUAGAGAAGAAGGCUAUUACUUUCAUCUAGCUGGCUAUUAUUGGAAACCGGAUAUGGGACUAGAUGGCCCCUUAGAAGAAUCCAGCAGGGUUCUUCUUGCAUUCUUGUAACAUGCCCCACAUACUUCAUUUAAAUUUUCAAUCUCUUCUGCCUAUUUUUACUAGACCAACAAGAAUAUACUGACAAGGAACUUUGCUCUAGUCUUCAAACAAAACAAAUCUUAAUCAUGUUUAUGGAUUCUUGGCCUUAGCUCAGUAGUAGUGCAUGUGUUGCAUGCAAAAGGACCUUGGUCCAGUCACUGAUAUCUCUAGACAGGAACGACUUCUGGCUGCCACUCUGGAUUGCUGCUGCCAAUCAUUGUAGGCCAGGGAUGGGCAGAAGAUAGGUCUUCAGAUAGAUCUCCAGAUGGACAUCUUCCAGAAAGCCCUGCCAACAUGGCCAAACAUCCACCUUCUUACAUCCCCUCAUGUAGGCAGCACUGAGCAAGACGGACCAAUGAAGUGACUCAGGAUAAGACAGUUUCCUAUAAACACAGUAGUACAGGUGAUGGAAAAUUAAACGUAUGUUUUGAAUUCAAGCUAGAUUAUCAGGUUCUCCAUUGAAUCUUAUAUUGAAAAAAUAUGUUUUCCUUUAUUUUGAUUAUUAAUUACUAUAUCCAUCACAGAUAUAUGACUCUUUAGAAUUUGUCUGAAGGGACUUCCUUCCUGUAUGUAUAUUCUAAAGGUAAAUGAUUAAUUUGUGGUUUAUGCAAACUUUUAUACAGCUGUACAGUAUGAACAUCAUCAGUGCAAAUAUUAAUGUUGACAAGAAACAGAAUGUCUUGGCUAGCAUUUAUAAAAGGUUAUUUGAGACAGAGAUCUGGAAGUAUUAUGUAUAACACAAAGUUGUCUAAGAUAAUCACACAUUGAAUGUUUUAAACUUUUUUGUAGCAAUGAUAUGUGGUUUUUUAAAAAUGACUUUGAUUAACUCUCCAAAGUGUAUAUGAGGAUUCUCUCCAGUUCAAAGCCAAAAAUAAUGAUGCCCUGUGACAAAAUGAGUUUGGAAGCUAACCAUUCAUUUUUGAUAGUCAUAGGCUAUCAUCUUCCCGGUACUUAGUCUAUUAAGGGAACAAUCCUGUACUCGCUGAAGGGCAAUUGAUGGCUAUAGGAUGCUGAGGACAUCUCUCUGAGCAUGGACAACUCUCCGCCCCCCACCCCACCCAAUGCAGCAGUGGAAAGGUUUGCUGCUAUUUGUGCUCCAUGAAUAGGACAUAAUAGGGGAAGUGAUGGAUCCACAGGAUCCUAUGCUCCCUCAUUCCUCUGGCAUGCCCAAAACAAGGACCAGAAACUGCAACAGCCAUGGAGCUAGUGCAGUUAAUUUCACUUCCAUUUCUCAGUGAGGUCUCUAUUUUUGUCUGAGUUCUUGUAGAACAAGCUGGUGUGCAAAUUUUGAAGCAGCUUCAAUAUUAGAAAUUUACUAGUGGCAGCCAGGUUUUAAGCUACGAUUAUGUUCUAAUCGCAAAUGUUUUAUGGUCUGCCUUUCCUUACCUGAAUGGUGUAUCAAAUAUUCAUUAGCAUGAUUGGCCUUGUAUGUUUUGAAACUCUAAUUUUAGUGUUCAGUUUUCAGUUUUUUAAAAAAUUGUGUUUAGAUUCCCCUAGUGGGAGAUAACUUCUAGUGUUUAUAAAUGUUCCAGUUAACUAAGGAUGGAAUGACCAGGUAUUGUUUUCGGUGCUAUCUUAGUUAUGCUGGAGGAAAAUAUUCUCAGCUAUUUAGGAUACAGAUUGUGAAGCAUUUGACACUAUUAGAGCAGGAGUAGACUUGCUUCAGAUGAGUUCAUUGUGAACUCCAUUUGCACCUACAGCUAUUUUGCCAUUGUAAACAAAUGAUCCUGUCUCAGAAAUGCACGCUGUCAUCUCUACCUUUUGGGUCAAUUUGGAUAACAUGUACAUGUAGCUAGUAUGGAAAUAAUUUUUCCUGCAUACUGAGUUUACUUCUGAUGAGUGUUUUAUGAAAGAUACUUUGGGGGCAGGGGAAGCCCUUCAUUCUGGAAUAGCUUUGGGAAAGGAGUAAUACUGCCAAAUCUUUAGCCUUUAGCACAUGUGCGCACACACACUUAGAAAUAAAUAUUUUGUGUGUUAAAAAUUGUUUAAGAAAGAAUGAUAAUGAACCUGUGUAUUCUUUAAAAUAAAAUUUUAUUUUGAUACAACAUGAUUGCUCUAAGUAAGAUGAGAAUAAAUUAUAUAUUUGAA
Molecule: messenger RNA, 6457 nt
Organism: Elgaria multicarinata webbii
Lineage: Eukaryota; Metazoa; Chordata; Lepidosauria; Squamata; Anguidae
Gene: REPS2
Product: RALBP1 associated Eps domain containing 2
Exons: 20
Coding region: 112-2244 (710 amino acids)
Biological process (GO): clathrin-dependent synaptic vesicle endocytosis; endosomal transport
Cellular component (GO): plasma membrane; presynaptic membrane; intracellular vesicle
Molecular function (GO): calcium ion binding; protein binding; molecular adaptor activity
Source: RefSeq, a predicted model, not a curated record